AUGCAGACAUCAUUCAACUGUGAUACAGGGACCACCAUACCCACCACCCCUUUCCAAUUCCGAGUCGACGUCCUCUGUCUCCUAGUGAUCCUCAUCCCGCUCACCUUCCACCACGUCCGCAAAGACUACCAUGCCUUCCUCGCUCUCGGACCAGGUGGCACACCCCCCACACUAACAGGCUACCUGCGAAUAUGCGUGCUUCGUAUCCUAGCCCUCCGAAACCCAUUUAUACCACCAUCUCUCCCACAUACUCUCCUUCCUCAAACUGGAUAUCUCCAUCGCAGCCGGCUCGCCCAGCGGAUUGGACCCCGUCCAACUAUAGCGGGGAUCGCACCCCAGCGCCAGAUCACUCAGCGAAGCGACAAGCUCAUAUAUCAAGCGUUGACGACUGGAAUCCACCAUCUCGUUAACGGGAACCGCGACACCCUAUGCGCAGGUACCUCAUGUUUUGAAAAACAUAGCACGGGUAUAUUCUGCAGGAGGAGUACUAUCGCGCAGCAGCAACAACGGAGUCGGAUCACCUGCGAUGGGGAGGUGUGCCAUACGCAUCCUAUUGAUGGCAGCUUGCAUCUGACGCUUCAUCCGGCAGAUGUGAAGGUUAUUCUGGAACGGGGAUGGGGCCAGCGCCAUCCGUUGGCCUGGGCGGAUUGGUGGUGCUGGGUGCGGUUUGUACCGUCAGGUUUCGUCAUGGUGUAUGCGCCGCGGGAUGCGGAUGAGCUGGAGACAGUGUUGGAGAUUAUUCGUGCUGCUGCAUGGUGGGUGAGCGGAGCGGAAUUACAAGGGUCCGGGGAGAUGGAAGAAGGCUACUCCGUCCACUAUGAAUACAGUAGUAUCUUCCGGGCCUCUCGCUGGACGGGGGUCAUUGAACGAUAA
This is a messenger RNA of Aspergillus tanneri, 873 nucleotides long. RefSeq lists its product as uncharacterized. NCBI's taxonomy places the organism in Eukaryota, Fungi, Ascomycota, Eurotiomycetes, Eurotiales, Aspergillaceae. The transcript is spliced from 3 exons. Bases 1 to 873 code for a protein of 290 amino acids. The record is from RefSeq and is a predicted model, not a curated record.